Messenger RNA from Haemorhous mexicanus (house finch), 1194 nucleotides. It is a transcript of the gene GDF11, whose product is annotated as growth differentiation factor 11. Gene Ontology annotation, molecular function: cytokine activity; growth factor activity. The coding region runs from base 1 to 1107 and encodes 368 amino acids. Gene Ontology annotation, cellular component: extracellular region. NCBI's taxonomy places the organism in Eukaryota, Metazoa, Chordata, Aves, Passeriformes, Fringillidae. The record is from RefSeq and is a predicted model, not a curated record. Gene Ontology annotation, biological process: SMAD protein signal transduction. The transcript has 3 exons.
AUGGCCCCGCUGUGGUGGUUGCUGGGCUCGCUGGUGGCCGCGGUGGCGGGGGGGGGGUCGGUGGAGCAGCCCCCCGCCUCCGAGCCCGCCUGCCCCGUGUGCCUGUGGCGGCGGCAGAGCAAAGAGCUGCGGCUGGAGAGCAUCAAGUCGCAGAUCCUGAGCAAGCUGCGGCUGAAGGAAGCGCCCAACAUCACCCGGGAGGUGGUGAAGCAGCUGCUGCCCAAGGCCCCCCCGCUCCAGCAGCUCCUGGACCUCCACGACUUCCAGGGGGACUCGCUGCAGCACGACGAGUACCUGGAGGAGGACGAGUACCACGCCACCACCGAGACCGUCAUCAGCAUGGCCCAGGAAACGGACCCGGUGGUGCAGAUCGAGGGCAACCCGCACUGCUGCUUCUUCAACUUCAGCCCCAAGAUCAUGUUCACCAAGGUGGUGAAGGCGCAGCUCUGGGUGUACCUGCGGCCGGUGCAGCACACCUCCACCGUGUACCUGCAGAUCCUGCGCCUCAAGCCCGUCACGGACGAGGGCAGCCGCCACAUCCGCAUCCGCUCGCUCAAGAUCGAGCUCAACUCGCGCUCCGGCCACUGGCAGAGCAUCGACUUCAAGCACGUCCUGCAGAACUGGUUCAAGCAGCCGCACAACAAUUGGGGCAUCGAGAUCAACGCCUUCGACCCCAACGGCAACGACCUGGCUGUCACCUCGCUGGGGCCCGGCGCCGAGGGGCUGCACCCCUUCAUGGAGCUGCGCGUCCUGGAGAACAACAAGCGCUCGCGGCGGAACCUGGGGCUGGACUGCGACGAGCACUCCACGGAGUCGCGCUGCUGCCGCUACCCGCUCACCGUGGACUUCGAGGCGUUCGGCUGGGACUGGAUCAUCGCCCCCAAGCGCUACAAGGCCAACUACUGCUCGGGCCAGUGCGAGUACAUGUUCAUGCAGAAGUACCCGCACACGCACCUGGUGCAGCAGGCCAACCCGCGCGGCUCGGCCGGGCCCUGCUGCACGCCCACCAAGAUGUCCCCCAUCAACAUGCUCUACUUCAACGACAAGCAGCAGAUCAUCUACGGCAAGAUCCCCGGCAUGGUGGUGGAUCGCUGCGGCUGCUCCUAGAGCCGCCCUGCCUCCCUCCUUCCCCGCCCGCCUCCCCUCCGAGCGAGCCCCCCCUGCCCCCCGCGGGCUCCUCAGCAGUUUUUUUUU